Tetrahymena thermophila SB210 is the source of this 423-nucleotide messenger RNA. RefSeq lists its product as hypothetical. The record is from RefSeq and is a predicted model, not a curated record. The transcript has 3 exons. Lineage: Eukaryota; Ciliophora; Oligohymenophorea; Hymenostomatida; Tetrahymenidae.
AUGAACGAUUAAUAAAAUAACGAAAAAGAAACUUACGAAGGCUAUACAAAUGAAGUUUAUUACUUCUAACGAAAUGUCUAAAGAAACUUGUAUCAUUAAAUUAUUGAUAAAAUUAUUAAUGAUAUAGUUAGUUUAAGUUUGACAACAGAUUAAGAAAAAAAGAACAAACUUAACAUGGAUAUAAAAACUUUUGCUACAAUAUUUUCUCUCUAAAGCUUUUUGUUAGAUAAUUAGCUUAGUGUUAUACUUGGAAAUCAUAGAGAGUAUGAAAAAAUGAAAGCAGAAAUUGAAAAAUAUGAAAAUGCAGUUGACAUGAGGGCAAAGGCUGAAAUAUAAAAUCUCUAUUUACAACAAUCUUUACAAAAUAUGGAUUUUUUAAAAAAGAUUGAUAUUAAUUAAUUAUCAUCUGAGUAGAAGCAAUGA